This is a messenger RNA of Pseudopodoces humilis (Tibetan ground-tit), 530 nucleotides long. The record is from RefSeq and is a predicted model, not a curated record. NCBI's taxonomy places the organism in Eukaryota, Metazoa, Chordata, Aves, Passeriformes, Paridae.
AAUCCCAAGUUCCUGACCAGCCCAGCUCCCUCCACGUUCGUCCCCUGGCCACUGGGAUCGUGAUGAGUUGGACUCCUCCUCUCAAUCCCAACGUUCUCAUCCGGGGAUUCCUCAUCGGUUACGGAGUCGGGAGCCCCUACGCCGACACCGUCAGGGUGGACAGCAGGCAGCGCUUCUACUCCAUCCAAAAUUUGGAGCCCAAUUCCCAUUACGUCAUUUCCCUGAAGGCUUUCAACAACGCUGGAGAGGGAAUCCCGCUCUACGAGAGCGCCACCACCAGGGCUGCAGACCCCUCGGACCCUUCGGAGCUGGAAUUUUUCCCUUCCCUUUUCCCGACCUCCUUCCCAGAUUUUCCCUCUCCUCUCCUCCCUCCCGUUGGAAUCCAGGCUCUUCCCCUUUCCCAGGAUUCCGUCCGAGUGUCCUGGGCCGACAACUCCGGCCCCAGAAUUCCCAAAUUCCCGGAAAAUUCCCAAAUCCGUUUCUACACCGUUCGGUGGAGGAGCAGCUACCCCGGGAAUUCCAAGUACAAG